AAAGGAUCCUUCAGCAUUUGGAUAUCACCACAGCCACCUGCUCCCAACAGACCGAGAGAGAGAGAGAGAGAGAGAGGUAGCUUUCGACCCAAGUGAAAACAGAUAACCAGCAAAGAUGAGUGCCCCUGCAGGCAGCGCCCUGUCCACUCCAGCUGGAGCCAACGGACCCACCACACCCAAGAAGGGACCACCCAAGUUCAAGCAGAGGGCAACCCGUACCUUUAAGAGCAAGGCCCCUAAGCCCGGACAGAAAGGAUUUGGUGAUGACAUCCCUGGCAUGGAGGGGCUCGGCACAGACUUCACAGUGGUCUGCCCAUGGGAGGCUUUCGGAGACAUGGAGCUCAGCGACCUGGCCAAAUACGGAAUCAUCUAAAGCUGCCUGCGCCGCCUUCCGCCCACUCUCCGCCUUUGACCACACCCCAAUGUAUAGACUGGCCCUUCGUCCUCCCCUCCAGCUCCCUUUGCCCUCCUCCUCCUCCUUCGCGAUCUUUGCAUCAUGUGUGCAUCUGCCACAGUCAUGCGGCACAGCCUGAAGACCAGGGCCCGCCCAGCGGAGACUGCUUAAGAGCACACGCAUAUAAUGUCAUUAUUUCUUUUUUUUUUAUUAUUAUUAUUAUAUAAUACUUUAUAUUUUAUGUACCUGUGAUUACAUUGACUACGCGAUUACCCCCCCCCCCCUUCCCCCCUUCCCCCCUCCCAAAAAAAAAGUUCAGCACUCCACAAGAUAGUCUACCUCGACAUCCACCCUCCAGUCUUUUACUUUUACUUACACAAGGUGAUGUAUAUAACUAUAUUAGUCAAGCCUAACAGAAAUAUUUCAGGAUAACCGGGUUGUAUGUGCUUCUAGAGGUAUGAGGAUGUGACCAAUACGCAUAACUCUUUUACCAAAAAGGCUUAAUAUCCCUCCUUCCUCUCUCCUUCUCUCCCUCCCUACCCCUCACCGACCCCCUCUUCUCCCUCUGUGGUCCUCCUCUUUUCAUACUUCCUAAUCUUAUAGCUUUUGCAUUGUGUUUUUAACAUAAGUUGUGUAUUUAAAACGAGGGUCUGCAAUGCUUUGAGGAAGAAAACUAAAGAACCACUACCAGAAACGACCAGAACCCUUUCAGUUUUUGUCUCAACCGUCCCGACCGUUCGACCAUUUGACCCUCCUCCACCUCUCCUGUCUCCCUCUCCUCAAACAUCAUCUUACUCACCUGGCAGUGAAAUGCAACACAUUUAUUUUGUUAAAUGUGAAGGUCCAUUAUGCUCUUAGACUCAUUAAAAGUCUAUAUUUUCUAGUAAA
Molecule: messenger RNA, 1282 nt
Organism: Clupea harengus (Atlantic herring)
Lineage: Eukaryota; Metazoa; Chordata; Actinopteri; Clupeiformes; Clupeidae
Gene: pde6hb
Product: phosphodiesterase 6H, cGMP-specific, cone, gamma, paralog b
Biological process (GO): positive regulation of epidermal growth factor receptor signaling pathway; positive regulation of G protein-coupled receptor signaling pathway; visual perception
Cellular component (GO): photoreceptor outer segment membrane
Molecular function (GO): 3',5'-cyclic-nucleotide phosphodiesterase activity; cGMP binding
Source: RefSeq, a predicted model, not a curated record